Fomitiporia mediterranea MF3/22 is the source of this 1335-nucleotide messenger RNA. RefSeq lists its product as uncharacterized. Gene Ontology annotation, molecular function: protein binding. The transcript has a single exon. The annotation marks the transcript as partial. NCBI's taxonomy places the organism in Eukaryota, Fungi, Basidiomycota, Agaricomycetes, Hymenochaetales, Hymenochaetaceae. The record is from RefSeq and is a predicted model, not a curated record.
GAUUCACUGCCUAUUGAGCUGCUCAUCCAUAUCUUCUCCUUCUGCAUUGAACAAGACCCUGACGUUGCGGCGUCCCUUUCACUCGUUACUCAUCUGUGGCGGGACAUUCUAACGGACCUACCCUCUCUCUGGACCCACCUCCACCUCAGUGAUGCGCAAUUCGACUCGCGACGGCUGCGAGCCAAGGCAGAUCUCUGGUUGUCGCGUAGCUCUACGCUUCCCCUUGAUAUCGACCUCGAUACGCGCCACAGGGACUCUGUGCUUCCAUUACUCUCAUAUGCGCUUCAAGGAGCACCCAAGUGGCGGAGUGUGUCAUAUCUGCACUCGCGAAUGCGUUUCCUGACGGUGAAAGAUGGUGCGGAGCCGCGCUUGGAAUCUCUGCUUAUAACGCUAGCACCGAAGAAGGCGAUGGAGAGUGAUCUGCAGCUGGUCUCACCGGAGGAAGCGAAUAGUCCUAGAACGUGGUGGGGAGGCAGGGAUUCUCCAAUGACGAAGAAUUUCAAAGCGGAUGGUGAACGACUUCGAGAAAUGUAUGUUCUUGGUGUACGACGCCUACCGUCUCCAGAGCAGGUCGCUCCAUUUGACGCGGUGACCUCGCUCGUGCUGAUGAAUAGCAGUACGGAAUGCGAUUUCCCGAUGCACCAAACUGUUCCCUUCCUUUCUGCAUUCCCGGCCCUACAAUCUCUUGAACUGUCCAACUUCAACGAGCUCUUCCUUGUGCACGACCCAGAGUACAGACCAGAUUGCGGGCAGGUUGCACCUGCGGUGCUCCCAAAUCUGCGUCGACUUUCUGUACGGGGGAUCUGCUCAUCGCGAUGUAUCCUCAGUCAUCUACGUGCACCGAAACUACAGUCUCUCAUCCUCGUGCAUAUCAAUUCAUCCAGCAUUUUUGAACACCCGACACCCGGUGAACCAGGAGAUAGCGAAGACGAAGCACAUGAUUUCUCCCGAUCGCCAUGGACGGACCACGCAACCGGCAUGGGUCUCCGACGGCUCUUCGCAGAGGGCGACUGCGAGUUGCGAGAACUUGUGAUGGACUACGCAGAUCUCCGCACGAAGGACUUUCGCUGGUUAUUCGAGAGGCUUCAUCGUCUGGAGAAGUUCACCAUCGUCGCAUCGGACAUGUCAGAUAACGUCAUGCGCGCUCUCGAAGUAGACAUUCCCUAUGACUCUGAUGACGAGGAAGACUGGCAACUCGUUGAUGAGACAGUACAACUACACACUCGGGCAAUUCCACUUCGCCCACCAAUCCUUCCAAAUCUCACACGUCUCAAGUUCUCGAAAUGUCAAAAGAUGUCAGGAGAGGCCGUCGUUCGUAUGAUCCACUCGCGUGUA